Messenger RNA from Hypoxylon fragiforme, 932 nucleotides. RefSeq names its product ribosomal protein L6e-domain-containing protein. The transcript is spliced from 3 exons. Gene Ontology annotation, molecular function: RNA binding; structural constituent of ribosome. Bases 137 to 739 code for a protein of 200 amino acids. Lineage: Eukaryota; Fungi; Ascomycota; Sordariomycetes; Xylariales; Hypoxylaceae. Gene Ontology annotation, biological process: cytoplasmic translation; ribosomal large subunit assembly. The record is from RefSeq and is a predicted model, not a curated record. Gene Ontology annotation, cellular component: cytosolic large ribosomal subunit; ribosome.
CAGGGCUUCGCCUAAGCCCACAACUGAAUUGAAUCUUUUCGCGCAAAGUGGAAUUUCUGACCUCGCAUCAAUUCAACAACAACGAGGAACCUGCCAAUUUCCUACAACCACCACAUACCCUUCCGACAACUUCACAAUGUCGCAGCCGACGACCCAGAAGACGUUCGGAAAGUCGACCCGGGAGGUCCCUCACCAUUCCCAAAAGGCCCAGAAAUGGUAUCCCGCUGAGGAUGAGCCCAAGCCCAAGACUGUCCGCAAGGCUCUCCGUCCCUGGGCCCCGCGAAAGUCUCUACAGCCCGGUACCGUUCUCAUCCUCCUCGCUGGCCGCUUCCGAGGCAAGCGAGUUGUCCUCCUAAAAAACCUCGACCAGGGUGUCCUUCUCGUCACUGGUCCUUUCAAGAUCAACGGUGUCCCUCUACGACGAGUCAACUCGCGAUACGUCAUUGCCACUUCCUACCAGGUAGAUCUUGCUGGCAUAGAUGAGAGCAAGGUCAACGAGGUCGCACAAGCUCAGUACUUCAUCCGAGACAAGGCCAAGGACAAGGCCAACGAGGAGGCAUUCUUCAAGCAGGGCGAGAAGCCACAGAAGAAGGAGAUCAGCACCAACCGAGCAGCGGACCAGAAGACCAUCGACAAGGCUCUGAUUGCCAACAUCAAGAAGGUAGAACUUCUUCCCAGCUACCUGGCCAGCUCCUUCAGCCUCCGAAAGGGCGACAAGCCCCACGAGAUGCAGUGGUAAAUGUACUUGGGGGUCUCAAUGGGGGAAGGUUGCUUUAGAGAAAAACACUCAAUGACUUUGCGGACGGCGGAUCGCGGAACUGGGCUGGAUUUGCCAAUUGCAUCUGGACGUUGAGGCAUCGGUCACAUGAAUUCUGGCGUCUGUAAUCGAGGUUCUAGUCAAUAAACGACUAUAAAGGCAAAAAUUACCUAAA